AUGUAUUUAAAAAUUAAAUAUUUAGAAUUUCACUUUGAAUUCAAACAGAUUAAGUCCACCCCUGACCCUUCACUCCCAGUCAAGUCCACCCCUAGACCCUUCACUCCCAGUCAAGUCCACCCCUGGACCCUUCACUCCCAGUCAAGUCCACCCCUAGACCCUUCACUCCGAGUCAAGUCCACCCCUUACACCCUUCACUCCCAGUCAAGUCUACCCCUUGACCCUUCACUCCCAGUCAAGUCCAACCCUGGACCCUUCAAUCCCAGUCAAGUCCACCCCUGGACCCUUCACUCCCAGUCAAGUCCAACCCUGGACCCUUCACUCCCAGUCAAGUCCAACCCUGGACCCUUCACUCCCAGUCAAGUCCAACCCUGGACCCUUCACUCCCAGUCAAGUCCAACCCUGGACCCUUCACUCCCGAUCAAGUCCAACCCUGGACCCUUCACUCCCAGUCAAGUCCACCCCUGGACCCUUCACUCCCAGUCAAGUCCACCCCUGGACCCUUCACUCCCAGUCAAGUCCAACCCUGGACCCUUCACUCCCAGUCAAGUCCAACCCUGGACCCUUCACUCCCAGUCAAGUCCACCCCUGGACCCUUCACUCCCAGUCAAGUCCAACCCUGGACCCUUCACUCCCAGUCAAGUCCACCCCUGGACCCUUCACUCCCAGUCAAGUCCAACCCUGGACCCUUCACUCCCAGUCAAGUCCAACCCUGGACCCUUCACUCCCAGUCAAGUCUACCCCUGGACCCUUCACUCCCAGUCAAGUCCAACCCUGGACCCUUCACUCCCGAUCAUGUCCACCCCUGGACCCUUCACUCCCAGUCAAGUCUACCCCUGGACCCUUCACUCCCAGUCAAGUCCAACCCUGGACCCUUCACUCCCGAUCAUGUCCACCCCUGGACCCUUCACUCCCAGUCAAGUCUACCCCUGGACCCUUCACUCCCAGUCAAGUCCAACCCUGGACCCUUCACUCCCGAUCAUGUCCACCCCUGGACCCUUCACUCCCGAUAAAGUCCAACCCUGGACCCUUCACUCUAAGUCAUGUCCACCUCAGGACCGUUUACUCCCAGUCAAGUCCACCUCGGAAGCCUUUGCUUCGAGUCAUAUCCAGUCCAGAGCAUCUGCUCCAAGUCCUGUUAUCGGUAGUGCCUCUGUUCCAUGUCAAGUCCUUAGCAGUGUAGGAACAGGAACAUCUGAAGUGAUGGAAAUACUUUCACCGAAUUUGAAUUAA
Molecule: messenger RNA, 1233 nt
Organism: Pecten maximus
Lineage: Eukaryota; Metazoa; Mollusca; Bivalvia; Pectinida; Pectinidae
Product: vegetative cell wall protein gp1-like
Exons: 3
Coding region: 1-1233 (410 amino acids)
Source: RefSeq, a predicted model, not a curated record